Molecule: messenger RNA, 1845 nt
Organism: Hevea brasiliensis (rubber tree)
Lineage: Eukaryota; Viridiplantae; Streptophyta; Magnoliopsida; Malpighiales; Euphorbiaceae
Exons: 2
Coding region: 1216-1845 (209 amino acids)
Source: RefSeq, a predicted model, not a curated record
GCUAAGUGCCACGGCCUUUGCGAAGAUGUGCAAUCUUAGAUUCAUCGAAGUAUGUAGAAUGUGGAACGAAGUGCUCCUUCCUAAGAACUUUGAAUUUUGUGCACAAGCACUAAGAUGUCUUUACUGGGAUUUUUAUCCUCUGGAAUCUUUGCCGUUAAAUUUUUGGCUAAAGAAUCUUGUAGAACUUCGUAUGCGUGGGAGCAAACUCAUACAACUGUGGAAUGGAGGAGAUAAGCCUCUUGGAAGUUUGAAAUUGAUGGACCUUAGCGACUCUUGUAACCUGAUCAGGAUUCCGGACUUGUCAAGUAUUGCCCCAAAUCUCGAGUUUUUAUAUUUAAAUGGCUGUAAGAGUUUGGUUGAAAUUCCCUCUCUUCAAAAUCUAAGUAAUCUUGUAGAACUUCGUAUGCGUGGGAGCAAACUCAUACAACUGUGGAAUGGAGGAGAUAAGGUACAGUUUAUAAAUUUUAGAUACAUUUUAUAGAAGUUAAUUUGUAUCUUCUAAUUUAUUGAUAUUUUUCUAUUUAAUUACAGCCUCUUGGAAAUUUGAAAUUAAUGGACCUCAACAACUCUGAUGACCUGAUCAGGAUUCUGAACCUGUCUAGUAUUGCCCCAAAUCUCGAGUUUUUAUAUUUGAAAGGAUGUAAGAGCUUGGUUGAAAUUCCCUCUCUUCAAAAUCUGAGCAAGCUUACUGAACUUCAUCUAAGUGGCUGCUGCAAAAUCAAAGAUUGUCCAGAGAUUCCGUGUAAUAUAAGGAUUCUAACUUUAAAUUACACUGGAAUAGAACAACUGCCCUCAUCAAUUAAGCAUCUGUCCCAACUUGUCACAUUGCCCUUGAACUUGUGUACAGAACUCGUGACUAUUCCAAGCAGCAUAGGCGAGUUGUAAUGUCUUGAAAAUUUAGUUCUCCAGAAUUGCUCAAAUUUAGCAAGUCUUCCUGAAAGCAUCAAACAACUUUCGAAGUUGAAACGGCUUAAUUUAAGAAGUUGCGAGAGACUUAAAAGUUUACCAGGGCUUCCAUCAUGCUUAGAAUUAUUAAAUGCAAAUGAUUGCCGCUCUCUGGAAUCUGCAUCAAUUUCUUUCAAUUUCUUAGAACAUGAUGAUGAAAAUGAAGAAGCAGAUAGAAGUGAACAUGAAAAUGAAGAAGCACAUAAAAGUGAAUCUGAAGAUUGCAAAUUUCUUGAUUUUAGUAAUUGCGUCAAAUUGAAUAAGAAAGUAAUGGAGGAUGUUUUUGAAGCGCACCUGUUGGGUCAGAAAGUUAAAUUAUUGAUGGCAGGAGGUGAAGUGCCAGAAAGGAUGAGGUAUAAGAAUAAAGGAUCCUCGCUUUCCUUCAAACUUGACCUUCGUCACGUAAUUGCCUUCUCUUUCUGCGUUGUUCUUCGUCCCAGAGGUGGUAUUCAUUUUCCUGGAUUUGAAGUGGAUUUCAUAUGUGAAUCUGGAAAUAGGCGGGAACGUAAUGCGUUCAACUUUUUUAGCGAUAAGGACGUUGCUUUUCGGAAAUGUUAUCAUGGAGGUCCGUAUCUUUCGGACUUAUCACACGUGUUGCUUUCAUUCAAUGGAUUGUGGACACGUUUUGAUGAAGAGUGUUUCGUUAAGGCCUCAUUUUGCUUCAACGCUAACUGUUUCGCGGAUCUGCAGGAAAUUAUGGAGUGUGGGGUCCAUCCUAUAUAUAGUAGAGAUAAAAGGAGAAGCAGAAAUGAAAAGCAUCAAGAUGACGAGGAAUGCCAAUCACUUCUUCAAAUAUUGGAAGACAAAUCGAAGAGAAGAAGAAUAAAUAAUGAGGAGGAAGCUUCUUCUUCUUCUUCACUCUAUCUAAAUCUCUCUCUAUCUCUUCCUGCUUCCUCUUAA